CGGCUACGCCGCGGUCGCCUCCGCGGUGAUCGCUCCGAGCUACGAACAGCUACGAAGUGCUUAAUGUGACACGACGCUGGAAUAAAACCUGGUAAAUAAGUUAAAGUGAAAAGUGAUCACCAAAGUGUUGCCUAGUGCCGGAAUAUUUUAGAAGAAAAAUUUGUUGAUAUGAUUUAUAAAAGUUUUUGCCGUUUCACGCGGAUACUUUUAUUUUUGUAUCUUAUUCAAGGUUCAUUCAGUCUCAAAAAUGUCUAUAUGAUGAUACCAGAAGCUGUGGAACGUGGCAAGCCGGCAGUCAUUAAAUGUAUGUACGAUCUAGAAAAGGAGGAUUUAUACCAAGUGAAAUGGUACAGAGGUGAUAGAGAAUUCUGUCGCUAUUCACCACGAGACGUACCGCCCCUUAAAGUAUUUCCGAUAUCGGGAAUAGACGUGGAUAGGGACGCUAGCGAUGCCAAGCAAGUAACAAUAAAGGCUGCGACGAAGAGAGCUCAUGGAAGAUACACCUGCGAAGUGUCUGCAGAUGCACCGUCCUUCUUAACAGCUCAAAUGCAUGGUUUUAUGCACGUUGUGGAUCUACCAAAGUCUGAUCCAGAAUUAAUAGGACUAAAAAAGAGAUAUAAGCCGGGAAUGAAGCUUAAAGUGGAGUGCAUUAGUUACGACUCUAUGCCACCAGCCAAUCUUUCUUUCUUUGUGAACAGUGAGCCGGCACUUUCACAACACGUUUGGCAUAGAGUGAGCGGAGGCGAGAACGGUAGCUUGUGGACUGCCUACAGUACCAUACAGUUUACAGUGCAAAAACAUCACUUCGUGAGAAGUAAAAUAAAGAUCCGAUGCUCCGCGUACAUCUACUCGAUAUACUUCAAAAGCCACGAGCAGGUGACGGAUGAAGAAGACCCUAGAACGACCGUCGCACCGGCACCUGAAACUAAUCGCGCCGUUUUGUUUCCAAUACAUCGUGUUUCUGAAAACAGUGCUUUAUCUAACAGCGCAACUUUGAACAGCGACAUAAGGCAAUCAUUCAAAUUAGCACUUAUAAUCUUUUUGUAUCAUAUUGCUAGAUAAAUAAUAUAAACAUUAGCUAGGUACUUGCUGUUUGAUCACAAUAAAAUAUAUACGAAUAUUGAUAGUGAGGUUUAUGAAUGUAAAAAAUAUAAACUGAGAACUUAAACUUUUCAAAGUCUAAUACUUUACUGUUAGUUUAAGUUUUUGAUUAAAGUUUUUGAACUUUCUCAUAUUUAUGUACAUUUAUAUUAUAUUCCAGAUUUGGAAUUUAUGUUAAUUUGUAUUAUAUUCCAGAAUACUGUGAUAUGGAAUUUUUAUGUAAUAAAACAUUCAUAAAUUAAUAUUCCAUGAUGCAUUUUGUUGUGAUCAUUUAGUAGUUUAUAGAUAAAAAAAAAUAUUUAAUGUUAUUCAAGAACCAAGGACGUUGAUGUUUUCAUGACUGAUGUUUCAAUUCGUGGAUUGUUCAUACUUGUAGUUGUGCCAAUCCGAAUUUACUCUAUCUGUAUUUUAUGAAAUGAAAUACAUCUAUUAAUAACUUCUACUACAUUGGAUUAUAUGGAAAAGUAUGAAUAUAUAUGUUUUUUAAUGAUUAAAACUAAAUAAAUUUUCAUGUCACUGAUUAAAACAGAAGUUACACUCACUUAAUGUUUAACGUUAAAUAUACGUUCAUAAAGACUUAUGAUAUUCUACUUGAUAGACAUCAAAUUACAAUUUUAUGAAAUCAAUAAAAUUAUCAAGGAAUACUAUAGCAAAUUCUUGAUUUAAUUUCGUGUUGUACGUACUUCUAAGAAGAUAUAUGAUAACACUAACGCAAUUUUUUGUUUUUCUGAUUGGGUGAAUAAUUUAUUUAAAUUAUAAUUUAACCAUUGUUUACGAAGAGUUUAUGUUUAAAUUUAUAUACUAGUGUAUUUAAAAUAAGAAAUAUGUAUGUAUAUGUAAAUAAAAUAAAAUUGUUGUAUUUAA
Molecule: messenger RNA, 1965 nt
Organism: Danaus plexippus (monarch butterfly)
Lineage: Eukaryota; Metazoa; Arthropoda; Insecta; Lepidoptera; Nymphalidae
Exons: 7
Coding region: 169-1062 (297 amino acids)
Source: RefSeq, a predicted model, not a curated record